GAUGCUGGCGGUACAUGAAAGGAAACAAAUUCUUUACCCCCCCAUUCUGCUAGGGCAAAACAGCACAGCUACGUGAGAACUUUGCAGAAGGCAUAAGUUCCUCCACCCCUUAACCGCUUCUACACGUUUGUACCCCGUCGAUUGUCCCCCAUUUUGUACGUUUACCAAGGCAGAAAUAGUUACAAUCCCCCGUGUAGAAUGCAGAUCACCGCCGCUUAAUUUUUGAUGUGAUAUUUUUCCGAAUUUGUUCGCCUAAUGAAGGGGUAUAAAAUAGGGAAAGAAUCGCCCCCUUUUGCACAUUGCCCCAUUUUGUAGCUUGCCCCACUUUAUGAUGUCAAAUGUAGCGAAUUAUUUCUUUAAAAAUUUCGUUUUAAAAGAGAAAAAUGCAAUCCUGAAAUGUGGUAUGUUGAAAAGAAGGUACUCCAAGAUUACAAGUGUCAAUGUGAAUAACUGGAAUGACAUUCACAGGGAGAUAAUUCACAAAAUCCAUGACAGCGAUUUCGUUUCGAUUGACGUGGAGUACACAGGGCUGCAUCUAAAGGAUGAGAGGUACAUAUCUAUUGAUUCCAGUUAUGAAGCCCAUUGUUAUGGAGCCAAAUCUUUUUUCCCUUGCCAAAUUGGAAUCACCGUGGCGAGGAAGAAUGACACAGUGGAGAAGGAGAAACGAGUAGCAGACGGAGGGGGGAAAAAAGAAAAGGAACAACUUCGUAAGAUGAAUAUACACAAUAUUAAAGUUUCAAGACAAGGGAAUGAACAAGUAGACCACAAGUACUGCUUAAAGGGUAACCAAGAGUGGGACAUAUCACCCUACUGCAUUUAUGUUUUUCCAAAGGAAAAUAAGUACUUCAGUGUAUCCACAACUACUCUCAUUUUCUUAAAGGAAAAUAAUUUCGAUUUUAACGAGUGGAUUUGUAAUGGUGUUGGUUAUUUAACGCCACCUGAAGAGGAAGAAAAGAAAAAAAAUAUCUUCGAAAAAAUCGACGAGCUAAAAAAUUUGAUGAAUAAAUGUAACACUAAAACGGGGGAUGCCAAAGACAAAGAAUUGGAUGACAGAAAAAAAAAAGUAGAUGUAGAGAAAAUCAUUCAAGAGAUAGAAAAUUAUAAAAUUGUGGACGACGAGGAUAAGGAAGCCGUGAUUGAGAUAAUAAGGAAGAUUGGGAUUUGGCUCACUCGCGGGGAUAUGCCCCAUCCUGAGGGGAGGUUCACUCACGGAGAAGGGGAUAAAACAAAAUCGCUGGAGAAGACCAACUGUGCAGAUGGGAGAUCAUUACACCGGUCGGAAGAUGUGGGGGAGCCCCAUUCGAAUCACAUCAAUGCAACCUUUCAACGAGAUGGCAGCAACGGGGGGAAUUGCAACGGUGUGUACACGGAUUACGUCCAUGGAGGGGGGCGGCGUGAAGAAGAAAGUGCCACGUUCAGGGGAAGCACUUCCGGUUUGACAGAAUCUGAAAGUAAUGGCCAUGUUACUUCUGCCCAUCUAAACAGUGGUGAUAUCCCAUUGGACUGUAAGCAUGUAGGCUCAUCCCUCGGUGAGUUAAACCAAGGGGAGGUAGUUAGGAUGGACUUCCCACCCAGGGCAAAGCCAAACGAUGAUCCAUCGGAUUGUCCCCUAUACAUAGAAAUAGAGAACCCGUACCUGCGGUUACUUGCGCAUACGUUAAUAACGAAAUAUUUCAGCGGCAUUUUCUGCAUAUCCGUUAAGGUGAAUGAUAAGAAGCAUUUGGCCGUCUAUCGAACGGAAAGGGAUUCGUACAAGGAACAAAUUAGGGCACUAGAAUUGGAGAUAGAGAAAAUAAACCAAACAGUUGGAGUGAGGUUGCUAUUUGAUGAAAUUAUAAAAAAUAAAAAAAUCAUCAUUGGCCAUAAUUGCUUUUAUGACAUCCUACACAUUUAUCAGACCUUCUAUCAUGAGCUGCCAAAUUCGAUUAGCCUUUUUAAGAAUAAAUGGACUGAAUUAUUUCCCUACACAUUUGAUACUAAGUACUUGAACGAAACGAAUGAAUAUUUAUAUGCGCUGAAUGGCCCUGCAACUUUGAAGGGGUUAUGUGAGUACAUGGCUUCCCUAAUUUCGGCCAGCAACGAUUUCGAUUUUGUUUUUAAUUUUACGAAUGGCCAUUCGGACCUCCCUCAGUGUUUUAUCCCACUUGUAAAGUUGGGGGAUCAACCAAGUGAUGCAGUGGGUGAUUUUCUUGGCACCACAGAGAGGUGCGCUUCCAUCGAUGCGAAAGAAGAGGCAAAAAGACGCGCAGAUAAUGAACAUCCUAUCCGUUGGGAUGUAGAAGAAGAAAAUAUGCAUCCCGAUGAAACAGUAUUAGCGCUCCCCCAAGGAAAACGCCACGACUGUCAGGCAAACGCCAAAACGAGUGACGAACACAACGCAGGUUAUGAUAGCCUCCUAACAUGCCUGCUUUUCAUUUUCCAGUGCCACUACAUUUUGAGAAAAAAUGAUAUGAUGUGGAAAAACAUCUACUUUAGUAAAACCAAAAGCACGAACGAAAGCGUGAAAUCCUUUUUUGACAUUUUUUUAAGUAUGUGUAAUAAAAUAAAGAUUGUAAAAACGCAGCCGAAUGUGGUGUCGCUCACUAGUGCGGAAAACUACGAAAUGGCGAGACAUUUUUACAUGUAUGAUUAUCCGAGCUAUUUUAAAAAAUGGGAGAUUAUGAAAAUUUGGUCCCCUAUUUGGAUCUCUCUAAGUAAGGUAGAUGACCAGUCGUGCUGGAUAAUAGCCAAAAGUGACGACGACGCGAAAAACAUUAAGAUGAUAUAUAAGAUGCUGCAGAACCCGCAGUUUAAGCUGUGCACCUACGAGGAGUACCUAAACAAGUUUAAGUCCAAGUAG
Plasmodium vivax (malaria parasite P. vivax) is the source of this 2839-nucleotide messenger RNA. RefSeq names its product poly(A)-specific ribonuclease, putative. The record is from RefSeq and is a predicted model, not a curated record. The transcript has a single exon. Gene Ontology annotation, molecular function: RNA binding; 3'-5'-RNA exonuclease activity. Bases 329 to 2839 code for a protein of 836 amino acids. Gene Ontology annotation, cellular component: cytoplasm. Lineage: Eukaryota; Apicomplexa; Aconoidasida; Haemosporida; Plasmodiidae.